Molecule: messenger RNA, 2342 nt
Organism: Dermatophagoides pteronyssinus (European house dust mite)
Lineage: Eukaryota; Metazoa; Arthropoda; Arachnida; Sarcoptiformes; Pyroglyphidae
Biological process (GO): Golgi to endosome transport
Cellular component (GO): trans-Golgi network; endosome
Source: RefSeq, a predicted model, not a curated record
AUCAUCAUCAUCAUCAUCAUUCCAUCAAAAAUCAAAAUUUACAAAAUCAACGAUUAUGAUUUGAUUUAUACGAUUAUCAAGUGGAACUAUAUUUUUUCUGGUUUGUUUUGUUUUAAAUGGCAAGCAAUAUUAGAAUGCCCGGUACGGAUAAUAAUAUUACUGCUGGUAUAACACCAACAUCAUCAAUAACACCAACAAUAACAAUGAUAACACCAACAACAAGUGCAAAUAAUUUAAAUAUAAUUAAUAAUAAUAAUAAUAAUGGUAAUAAUAAUGGUUUAGCAAGUUUAGCAUUCUAUGAUCAUAGUGAUCAAGAAUUAAUGUUACAAGAAAAUAAAUAUAGACAAUAUGCAUUAGCAAUUGAUAAAGCAUUAAAAAGUUUUGAAUAUACUUCGGAAUGGGCUGAUUUAGUUAAUGCAUUGGGUAAAUUGAAUAGGGUAUUGAAUAAUAAUAGUAAAUUUGGUAAAAUACCACGUCGUUUUAUUGUUGGACAACGUUUAGCACAAUGUAUGCAUCCAUUAUUACCAAGUGGUGUUCAUUUGAAAGCAUUAGAAACAUAUGAUCUUAUAUUUAAUAUACUUGGACCGGAACAAUUAUUAGCCGAUUUAACAAUAUAUUCAAAUGGAUUAUUUCCAUUAUUAGGUUAUGCUGCUAUUAAUGUCAGGCCAUCUGUAUUAGAUCUUUAUGAUCGUCAUCUAUUACCAUUAGGUGAACGUCUUCAAUUAGCAUUGGAUGGUUUUCUUAUCAGUAUAUUACCUUGUUAUGAAGAAGUAUCGGAUUCAUUUCAACGUACUGAUGGUUUAUUAUUAAAAGUAGCCGAUGGUGUUGGUAUUGCUUAUUUUUAUGGUGCAUUAUGGCGUUGUAUAUUACAAAAUUCAUCAAUACGUUUACAAGCAAUAACAUUUGUUUUAAUGCAUUUUAAUAAAAAACGAUCAUUAAAAGAACAGGCACAUGUUCUUGGUCUUUGUAUGCGUACAUUAGUACAAGCAAUUUGUUCGGCAUUACUUGAUCAACAUAUACUUGUACAACGUGCAAUAUUAGAUCUUUUAAUUACAAUAUUUCCAAUUCAUUUUAAUCUAAUGAAUCAAGUUGAACAAACAAUGCUUUCACAACAACAACAACAACAACCGAAUAAUCUCAAUAUAUCACCAAAUAAAUCUUCAAAUACACCUUCACAAUCAAUAACACCACAAUUACCACCACCACCAUUACAACCAACACCACAACAACCUGUUAUGUCAAGAAAAUAUUUUAAACGUUCGGAAAUGAUUGUUAUUAUAACAGCAGCAUUAACUGUAUUAUUACGUCGUGAUUUUUCAUUAAAUCGUCGUCUUUCGGCUUGGUUUUUUGGUGGUGAUUCUGGUGCUAGUAUGGCCGGUGGUGGUGGUGGUAAUUCAAAUAAUAAUAAUAAUGCAAAUCAAUCCACAUCAAACAAUAAUAAUAUCGGUAGUUUUGUUACAACAACAAAAUCUGGAUCAACAGCAACCGGAACAACUGGAACAACAUUGCUUGGAACAUCAUCAACAAUCGGUUCGAAUAAUAAUAAUAAUUAUGAUAAUAAUUUAUCAUCAACAACAUCCACAUCAACAUCUGCGGAAACAAAAGCAAAAAGAAAAAAAUUAAUCUAUUAUGAUACAUAUUCAAAAGAUCUGGUUAACGAAGCAUUUAAACGUUGUAUAACAAAUCCAUUAACAGCAAUAACAUCAUUUUUACCACCAUCAGCAUUAACAAAUUCAUUUAUAACAUUUACAAUGCCUUUUAUACCUACAAUGGGUAAUAAUGAUACAUAUAGAACACAAACAAUAAUAUCAUCAUCAUCAUCAUCAUCACCAUCAUCAUCAACAUUAUCAUUACAUACAAAUUCUCGUCAUUUAUAUCGUAAUAAUUCAUUACAUCAUCAUCAUCAUAGUAAUCAAUCAAGAUCAAUUUCAUCAAUGACCGGUUUAUAUCAAUCACUUUAUUCAUCAAUGUCAACAUUUUGGCCUUAUCGUUUAUUAAUCUGUAUAAUGGAUCAACGUGAUAUUGCUAUACCUAUUUUGGAUAAAUUAUGUAUCGAUAUUUUACGUGGUUUAUAUCAUGAAUUUGAAUUAUUAACAACUGAAGUACCACCACCAAAUACAGAAAUCAAUGAUGAUAAUGAUGCGGAUGAUGAUAAUGAUGAUGAAGAAAAUAUCAAUACUAGUCAUCAUAGUGGUGGUAAUAAAAAUCAAAUGGAUAGACAAACCAAUGAUUUUAUUGAUAAUAUUUCAUCAACAACAACAACAACAUUAUCAUCAUCAUCACCAAUUUCAUCGACAAAACAAACUUCACUGAAUAUAAACAAGAAAAAGAAACGAGGAUGA